UCCCUUAAGUGUUAAUGUACUUUAAGUGCCCAAUUAUUCAGUUAGUGUGUGUACACCUCGGGUGUCCCCUAACAAGGGGGGGUAGGAUCUGGAGAACAGGAGCAUCUACAGGACAACAUGAGGUGGUAAGAGGAGGGGCGCCUCAGACCAGAGUGUAUAUUAGACCCUCACAAUCAGGGUUCAUUGCCCACUCCAGAACAUCUGCUUCGCCCUCCUCAUUCUCCUGCUGGGUCUAAAACAUUCAGGUCCACUAUGUUGGGACAAUUACUACUUCGGAGUGCAGUGGUCCUUUGGCUGGCGCAGACGGCACACACAGGGGGUUAUGGUCCUGCACCUGGAGUAUCCAAUGGACAAGGGCCACAACCUAAUGGAAAGAAACCUCAGAACGGUGGAGGUGUGGGAAGAAUGCUCAUACCAUCAAAAGGUGUGGGUCCAGUAAUGGGUGCACAGAAUGGAUACGGUGGAUACCCCACAAAAGGAGUAGGCAAUGGGCCAGCAGCUGGUGUUUCAACUGCAAAUGGAGGAAAAUCUAACGGCUAUGGUGCAGCUGCUGGUGUGACCACUGGAGUAGGGAUGAAAGGCUAUGGAGCAGCAGCUGGUGCAACCAAUGGACAAGGUGGGAAACCACAAGGAGGUAAUCCAGCAGUUUUGCCCAGUGGAAAUGGAGCUAAAUCUAAUGGAUAUGGUGUUCAAGCCGGCCCGACCAAUGGACAACAAAUGAAAGGCAAUGGUUACAGUGCUCAAGCUGGUGCAUACGGUGGACAAGGAACUAAAGGCAAUGGUUAUGGAGCUCCUGCUGCUGUAGCACCCAACGGAAACAGAGGACAUUUGAAUGGUUAUGGUGCAGCAGCUGGUGGUCUAGGUGGAAAUGGAGCUAAACCCAAUGGUGGUGCUGCUGCACAUGAUGGAUUUGCAACCAAAGGCAACGGAUAUGGUGCUACAUCUGGUGUACCAAAUGGAAAUGGGGCUAAAACCAACGGUCAAAAAGCCACAGCAGGUCCUUCUGGUGGAAAUGGGGCAAGGCCCAAUGGCCAGGGGGGAGCUGGAAGUAAACCCAUGAAAGGAUAUGGCCGACCACCUUAUGGGGCAGGUCCAAGUGUGGGGAUGGGAGCCUCCAGAGGUCUGGGAGUACCUCAGCUUGCCAGGAACCAAGGGACAGCAUAUGGCAGUAAUGGUUAUAAUGGUUAUGGCACUCAGCCAAUGGGAGGCUACAACGGUGGUUAUGGCAAUGCUGGUUUUGCUCUGGGACCUCGGUUUGGAAAUGGAGGAAUGAAGGGACCGAAGCAAGGCUAUGGUACCUCAGCUGGUGUGCCCAAUGGACAAGGUGCAAAACCCAGUGGUUAUGCUGGAGCCAGAGCACCUAACGGGAAUGGAGCUGUGCCAAAUGGUUAUGGAUACCCCAAUGGUGGAGCCACUAGACCAGCAAAACCAGGGUAUGGUGGUAUUCCAAAUGGAUAUGGUGCCAAACCCAACGGAUAUGGACCCACCAGAGGAGGUGCUAUGAGACCCCAACCAGGUUAUGGAAAUGGAGCUGUUCCCAACGGAUAUGGAGCUAAACCCAAUGGCUAUGGAGCUGCAGCUGGAGCCGGAGCUCCCAAAGGAUACGGAGCCAAACCCAAUGGUCAUGAAGUUAGAAAUGGUGCUGCACUUGGUGGAUAUGGAGGUAAACUGAAUGGAUACGGAGGGCCAAGCAGAGGUUCAAAACCUCCAUCUACCAAAGGAGUUGGAGCAGUUUCCCCCGGAGAAGGUGCAAAAUCACUUGGCAAUGGCUAUGGUGGUCCUGCUGCUGUACCAAAUGGACAGCCUAAAGUAGCCAAUACUGGUUACGGCAUGAUGCCAAAUGGGAAGGGUACAAAGAGUGCAGGUGCGUCCAAUGGAAAGGGCCUUAAAGGUGAAGUUCUCGCUCCCGAACAGCCGAGUGCAGCACCAGAGCAAGAGGUUGCGAUUACUCAAGGCGUAGCACCUGCUGCCCCGGAGCCGACCAGCGGUAUCCUUGUUAUGGUGACACAAGAGAAAUAUCAAAAACUGCCCCCACCUGUACCUCAAGGAAAAAGCUACAAACCAGUGCCUCAAGCUACGCCAGAACCAUUACCAGUGUUACCUCAAGGCCAAGACCCAACGCCUGCACCUGAACCCACACCUGAACCAGCAUUCAUGGAUCCACAGGGCAAGAGUCCAAAGGUAGUCACAUCUGAACCUGCACCAGUUGUUCCCCAGAGUAACCCAGCACCAGAGCCGGCACCGGUCCUUCCUCAAGAGAAUGGAGGAGGAGCUUCGAUCUCCAAGGGGCAGGGCACUAAACCAGCCAAACCUGACUGUGGACCAUCAGGAGUACCAAACGGACAAUGGAUGAAAAUACCUAGACCUGGUUAUAAUGCAGGUGCUGGAGCUUCAGCUGGCACAAAAACCAAAGGUUAUGGAGCAGGAGCAGGUGCUCCAAACAGAUUUGGGGCUAAAUCCAACGGAUAUGGUGCCGGUGCAGCAGGAUAUUUAAAUGGAGGAGGCGCUAAAGCAUCUGAACCAAGUUAUGGAGCAGGAGGCUAUACUGCCCCUGGACACAGCAAUGGAUAUGGAGCUGGCCUUGGAUAUCCUUAUGCAGGGAAACCUAAACAACCUGGUUAUGGACAAGGAGCUUAUCUUGGAGCUGGAUAUGGAAAUGGAAAUUCCUAUGGAGGAAAUGCCGGUUUGGGUCAAGCAAAGUCUAAAUCAGGGUAUGGAAAUGGCUAUGGUGCUGGUGUACAGCCUGACUAUGCAAGUCUUGGCCAAGGUGUACCUACUGCUGAUGGCAAAUCAGGUGGAGGCAGACAGAUUCCUUACAACGGAGCUCCAGUGGUUCCUGCUGGACUAGAUGGAAUGAGUCAGUUUGAGCCUCAGUCAGCUGGCUUUGGUCCAAAUGGAAAAUUAGGCAGCACGUAUGGUGGAAUGGGCGGCUUGCCUUUUGGUGGCCAGACUCUUGGAAUGGGUGCAGAGAAAUCAAACACCAAGUAUGGCAUUGGAGGGUUGCAAUUUGGUGGCAACCCCCUCAGUACAGGAAAUAAUGGCGCAGGAAAGUAUGGUUAUGGUGCAAGCCCCUAUGGGCCUGCUGGUGAUGGGAAAUCAUCUGGAAAAUAUGGUGGUGUUGGUGCCAGCAUGGGAGGGGAUCCUGCACUCACAAAAUACGGAUAUGGUGGCUUCCCCAAUGGUGGGCAACUUCUUGGUCUUGGCAGUAAUGGAAAUGCAGGCGGCAAAUAUGGUUAUGGAAGGAUGCCUUAUGAAGCUCAACCAGUUGGACUGAGUCCUGAAGCCAAAUCUACUGGCAAAUAUGGUACGGCUGCGUCACAAUAUCAGCCUGAACCUCUUGGAUUUGGACAUAAUGGCAAAUAUGGUGGCAGUGAAGUUCCCUAUGCACCACAAGCUCUUGGUUUUGGUGGUGAAGCAAAAUCUCCUGGGCAAUAUGAUAAUCAGGGACUGUUUCAGCCACAGCCCCUUGAAUCUGCAUCUGAAGGCAAAUCUGGUGGAGAAUAUGUUAGAGCUAGUUUACCUCAUGAGCCCCUGCCUCUUGAGCCAGUGAAGGGAGAAGUACCAACGCCAGCAAUUGCAGCUGAAGGCGAAGACAUGGCGAUUGAUAGAUACGAAAAUGUGGGCUACAUAAACGGACAAGUGCAGCCAGAAGUUGUUGCAUUUCCUGCAGUUCCCACUCCAGGUCCCACCCUGGCCUACCCUACUGUUCCAUCCUAUCUGCCUGUGGAGUCCUCCCUCAUGCCUGAUGUGGUGCAUGGAGCUGGUGCGGAGGACCUGCCUGACCCCGUGAACACUGCCAGCCUCACCCUUGAUUCUGCACCCGCCACAGAAACGCAGGCCGCAGCUCAGGCGCCUGAACAACCCGAUGAUGUGCCCCCACAACAGCUUCCACGUCAGAUACACAUUCAGCAGCACCUCAAACUGCAUUUUCACCCACAAGGAGCAAAGAAUGGCAAAUACGAUUUGAACGGCUUCUUUGGGAAUAGUGGCUAUCAAGGUUAACCCUGCUGACAACGACAAGUAUAACCUCUUUUUCAGCCAUUGUAUAUUACUUUUGAUUGUUUCCUAAUUGUAUAUUAGUUUUAUUUUCUCCUGUCCAUCUAAUAGUCCAGGGAGUCAUAUUUUUGUGUUUGUUUUGUAAGUCUAGAGAUAACACAACAUUUAAAGAUUUUGAGUUGUUAGGUUUUUCUGUUUUAUUGUAUAUUUUUUACCUUUUGUCCUGCACUUACUGCUCACUGUACAUGCAAAGAAAUGGUUGUUUGAGAAAUGGAGUUUGUUUUCUGCAUAUCAGCCAGUUUUGCCUUUAUUUUAUCAGCUCAAAAUAUUUCUAUAAAACCUAAUUCAGUCUAAUUUAUUUUGCAUGGGAAAGGGGUUUUUUACUACUUGCGGCAAGCAUCUGUUUAUUAUUGUACAGUAUUUGAUUGAUUAAAACCAUCAAA
This is a messenger RNA of Thunnus maccoyii (southern bluefin tuna), 4439 nucleotides long. It is a transcript of the gene cmn, whose product is annotated as calymmin. The coding region runs from base 253 to 4002 and encodes 1249 amino acids. The record is from RefSeq and is a predicted model, not a curated record. NCBI's taxonomy places the organism in Eukaryota, Metazoa, Chordata, Actinopteri, Scombriformes, Scombridae. The transcript is spliced from 58 exons.